This is a messenger RNA of Homarus americanus (American lobster), 1071 nucleotides long. RefSeq lists its product as uncharacterized. The record is from RefSeq and is a predicted model, not a curated record. The transcript is spliced from 3 exons. Lineage: Eukaryota; Metazoa; Arthropoda; Malacostraca; Decapoda; Nephropidae. Bases 15 to 596 code for a protein of 193 amino acids.
AAACAACUCCCGAGAUGAUGUCUUCCAAUGUGGUGUUGGUGGUGGUGGUGGUGUUGGCUGUGGUGGCGGCGGUGGUGGCUGAGCCCAGCUACCCUAAACCACAACCCUGCUACCCCAAGACCCAGUACGUCACCCACUACCAGACGCAGUACCAACAGGUGCCAGUGUACACAACUGUCUACAAACAGCAGAUCGUCCCCACCACCCUCUACAAAACCCAGUACCAAACUCACUACCAGACCAAGUACCAGACCAAAUACGUUCCCGAAUACGUUACCGAGACCGUCUACAAGACCGAGGUCCAGUACGUAACUCAGGUCAAGACCCAAUACCAGACCCAAUACCAAACCCAAUACGUCACCACAACCCAGUAUGUCCCUCAGUACAUUACUGAGACCCAAUACCAGACCCAUUAUGUGACCCAGACCCAGUACCAGACCGUGUACAAGACCCAGUACACGCCCAAGUACGUUACCACGACCCAAGUACAGUACCAGACCCAGUACCAGACCAAAGUGGUCCCUCAGUACGUGACGGUCACCCAAACCCAGCAGACCUACAAGACCGUCUGUCCCAAGCCUUCUUAUGGUCACUGAAGAUGAAGACAACAACAACUGAUCGGGAGAUGCCUCGACAGCAGCUACUGUCUCUCUCACUAAGUCACCUCAGAUAUGUUCCUACACUCUCCUUACUCUUAACAUGUCUCUCUCACUUAGUCACCUCAGAUAUGUUCCUACACUCUCCAUACUCUUAACAUGUCUCUCUCACUAAGUCACCUCAGAUAUGUUCCUACACUCUCCAUACUCGUAACAUGUCUCACUCACUAAGUCACCUCAGAUAUGUUCCUACACUCUCCAUACUCUUAACAUGUCUCUCUCACUAAGUCACCUCAGAUAUGUUCCUACACUCUCCAUACUCUUAACAUGUCUCACUCACUAAGUCACCUCAGAUAUGUUCCUACACUCUCCAUACCCUUAACAUGUUGUCAUAAAUGAUAAACACAAGUCUGCUGAUUAAGUAAUGUUUAAACUGACAUUUCUUAAACCAAAGAAAUAAAUCAUAUACACAGAA